Molecule: messenger RNA, 1002 nt
Organism: Angiostrongylus costaricensis
Lineage: Eukaryota; Metazoa; Nematoda; Chromadorea; Rhabditida; Metastrongylidae
Source: the annotation of a GenBank genome assembly
AUGCGUCGUAUCGCUAUAAGUUCUUGGCGUUUAUCUUCACAAUUUGCCGGUGUUAAAGAUCGAGUGAAGUACAUUCCUCGUCGUUCAUUGCUGUACGUACCGACCAGUAGUCAAAAGAUGCUUGACAAGGUGCCAAAUAUCCAGGCAGACUGUGUUGUGCUCGAGCUUGAGGAUGGGGUGGCAUUGACUUCAAAAGCGUUGGCACGUCGUCAAGCUGUAGAUGCUCUAGACAAACUAUUGAGACAGCAACUGCACUGCUUUGAGUUAGGCUUACGAGUGAACUCAGUUUCAAGCGGACUAAUGGAUGACGAUGUGAAGGAAGUUUGUAAGGCAGAAAGUUUACCACAAGCAUUUAUGGUUCCGAAGGUGGAUACACCAGAGGACGUUGCAACUAUUUAUGACAUCUUCAGAAGUAACUACACUCCUAAGCGAGUCACUGACACAAGUACUCGUCUGGUCAUUUGGAUAGAAUCAGCCCGUGCUCUUUUGGAUAUGCCUAGGAUUUUGUCGUCCACAUUGAAUCUUCAUAAGAAUUCUGGUUUUUUCAAGUUGGACGCUGUUGUUUUUGGUUCUGAUGACUAUUGCGCAGAUAUUGGUGCGACUCGUUCAUCUGAAGGCAAAGAAGUGAUGUACGCUCGACAACGGUUUGUCGCGUGCUGUAAGGCAUUUCAAUUGCAAGCAAUCGACAGUGUUUUCAUUGAUAUCAAAGACAUGGACGGGUUGAGAAGACAGUGCAUAGAAGGCCACAGUUGGGGUUUCACAGGAAAACAGAGCAUUCAUCCAACACAGGUGCCAGUGAUUCAGGAGGCGUUCUUACCGUCGUCCGAUAAAGUGGAGUGGGCGACAGAGUUGGCUCAUGCAUUCAGUCAACAUCAGAUUGAAGGGAAAGGAGCGUUUCAAUUUCGUGGUCAGAUGGUAGAUCGGCCGUUAUUAUUGCAGGCGAUGAACGUCAUUCAGCUCGUGGAAAGAGUAGGUGUUGAGAUAAGAAGCGUUAACAAGUAA